This is a messenger RNA of Radiomyces spectabilis, 841 nucleotides long. RefSeq lists its product as uncharacterized. The record is from RefSeq and is a predicted model, not a curated record. The transcript is spliced from 4 exons. Lineage: Eukaryota; Fungi; Mucoromycota; Mucoromycetes; Mucorales; Radiomycetaceae. The coding region runs from base 304 to 735 and encodes 143 amino acids.
CCAAAAGUUUAUUUCGUCCAAGUUCAGGAACAGCGAUACUGCGGGUGAAUACAGUGAAUGAUACGUCUCUUAGAAGAUCUAGUCUUAUGGACAAUCUGUCGUACGCUUCUUCCGGUUGUGUGUGUGUUUCUGUGCCUUUUCGGGGAAAAUAAGAACUGUGGAUUGGAGUCUCCGUUGUCACACAUUUGUGUUCAUUGUAGGGGAUAAGGGUAAACAAGCCACUUUUUGAAUUGAUCAUGCAGCCAGGCUUCGCUUUCCGCUCCCUUUCUUUCUUCGGUUGCUCUGCUCGAAAUAACUCUUUCCAUGGUCUCUUUCUCAUUUACAACACUCGCUAUUUUCGCUGUGGCACAGCUCGCUUUAUUAAAAACCAUCGCGGCUGCCCUUGAUUCCAAUGCCAGUCAAUGCCAAGGCGUCAAUAUUCUAUUCCCAAAGCAAGAUAGUGAAGUCAGUAUAUCCAACCAACAAACCGCCUAUCUAGUGCUUGGGAAUACGAACGAAGGUGCCCAUUUAAAGCAAGUUGAUCUGUUACGGAAAGCUGGAGACAAGACCUUGUCGAAAAAGCUUUGGAUCCCCGGUAACGAUCAAGAGGAAAUACUCAGUAAGGUGACCGCCGUGCAACAGGAUCUAAGGAAGCUUGAUACAUCUUUGCCUGACACUUUCUGGUACCGGAUUCACGUACAACAAGAUGGAAAAGAGUGCACCUACGAAUCCGACCCAUUCAAGAUUACGAAAUAAACUUACAUAGAAAUUUAUAUCCCUGAAGACCUUUGAUGACCUUAUGCAAAUAAAACGUUUACCCUUUAUGCCAAUAGGGAGUUUUCAUUGUCCCUGUAAUUCAUAG